UUCGGUCGUAUUUCCAUCGUUGUCGUUUUCUCUAUAAUUGCGUUAUUUUUUCGCAAUUCGUGAGAUUGUGUACACUAGUGCAAAGUGUACAAAAUGACAAUUCAAUGGAUCGUCUAUCGUAAUUAAGUGAAUUCGUGUAAAUGCAAGCAAAGCAUAACGAGAGAUUUUUGUGUGAGAAAUAGUUGUAGACGAAAAUUGUACGGCGUUUCCCACACACAAGUACCCAGCAGCCAAAGUCGCAGGCACAGUUUUCGUCCCUCAUACGUCGCGCGCAGCACUUCGGGUGCGUUAACCUAGUGCUAACUCUUUCGGUUGUGUGCAUUUUGUGCUAUGAAUGUAUAAACUACUCGCAUUUUCGGUAUUGACAAGCAUUGUAGUGUACUCGCUCCGACGUGGAGUUAAACAGUGUUUUUGUAAAUUUCUCUGCACUCGCUUUCCAUUCGUAAGAAUUAUAAGAGUGUGUAUGGUAUGUGUUUGCGUGCGUGCGAAAACGCAAGAAAUAGACAACAUAACUACAAGAAAAGUAAGGAGAACGAAUUGCUGCUCAUCUGUUUAUUUGUUUUCGUUUUUAUUAAGAGCAGCGUGAAUAGAACAGUAGUCGAGAUACCGUGAGUAAGCCGUCAUUCAUUAGUGUGAGCGAGUUGGACUGUGUGAAGAAAUUUCAGAUGAGGAACAUUGUGGCAAAUGGAACCUUAUGUUUGAAAACAAAGUCAGAGUUGUUACUAGCAAAAGCUGAUAUUAAAUAAAAAGUUAAAUAAAAUUAUCUCCCCGCAGGGAUCGCAUUAUUGGCAUAUUAGGGGAAUGAUAAAAAGAUUUCAUUAACAAAUUGAUGAGCAAAACAAACCAAAAAACGCAAAAGAAAACGGUUAACAAAUGCUAAAAAGAGAGAAGUAGUUAUAGUAUACAAAUGGAAUUGAAUAAAACCAGACAAUUUGUCAAAAAGUGAUACAAGAACAUCGUGGAAAACUUCGCGAACCACAAACUUUAAAAUAGUUGGUGUACAAAAAAUUUUUAGAAAACUACGUAAGAAGGCGUCUACGCUUAGACGGCAGUGGUAUUUCACUCCCGACUAAAAAACAUUUAAAAAAGGGUUACAUUAAAAGACAACUACAACGGAAACGGCAUACCUCUAAUAAUCUUAAAAAGAAAAUUUAAAAAAAAAAUACCAAUAAGAUAUCAAGGAUACACAUGUUUCUUAAAAAGAUUAAGUAAAGUAAAAGUUUAGUAAACCAAAAGAGGCGGAAAGUUAAAAAGUGCAAAAAAAGGCGAUGUGACAUAGUAAUUGUGCUACCCACCCACCAUAAUUGUUAGCAGUAGUGAAAUCAAUUAAUACUAUAUGAAACACUGAAGAAAAGGCUAUUUAUAGGAAGUUAAUAUUCAUUAGGUUCGCCAGUAUGCCAGCACCACUAACUGGAGUAGCAAAACUAAUAACAACAACAAGCAAAGGAUUAUCUUCGUAUGCCUGUGUUUCUUCUACUAGAACGUAAAGGCACAUCAAUUGUUAUUGAAUUCAAUAAAUUGGCUUACGCACUCCCCGAAUAGGUGGAUUCCUACUGCAUUUCUGCGACUGUAAGCCAUUUAUUUGCUGUAGAAUUCUAAUAAAUAAUACCGUAAAAUUGAAAAAAAUAUAUAAAAAAAAAAAGUCGCAAAUACAACGGCAUUCCAACUAAUUAAAAUUAUACCCUCUGCAAGAGUACUAAAGCGUAUAUCUUAAGUAAUAAAAGUAGGCCACACAGAAGCUUUUUUUGCUUAUAUAAAGGCAGAGCUUUAAAGGUGCUCUAAGCAUUCUCAGAGCUGGAUUUGUGUUUUGGGUUCCAGAAAUUUUUUGGCGCUUUUAUUUGAUGCACAUCUCAAAGAGGGAAUUGAAUCAAAUUUGAAUGUCGUCGGUGAUUAAGUUUUAUCGAAGUAGGAAGGAUUCACUGGCACCAUGCAAAGCUUGGAUUCAUCAUGUCAAGAAGCUGAUUUCAUAAUAAAUGACACGCUUAAAAAGCUAAAAGGCUCUAGCACUAGCAUUAAUAGCAACAGCAAUUCGACGUUACCGGCGUUGAACUCGAGCGGCAGUGGCAGUAGCAUAUUGAGGCAACAACAUCCGCAUCAACAAUUAAUUUAUCAACAGCAUCAAUCUAUUCCACAACAAUCGAAGCAACCGCCAUACUCACACUAUCAGCAUCUACAAACUGCGCUGCAGUGUCCCGCGCCGCCACAACAACCACAACUAUUGACAUCUCCACCGCCACCAGCACCACUGAGCAGCGUAACGUUCUCCAGUAAAAGUUCACUGCUUGACUCAAGUCUGCUACAUUGUAAUAUCACACAGAUUCCUAGCCAACCUCCUUAUUGCAUUUUCGAUGAUGGAACUGAAUCACCAAGUGAAGUACCGCCAGUUGAAAUACUCGCAACAAGUAAUAGCAGUAGUGUUGGCGGCGGUUGCGGUAGCAGCAAUAUCGGUAGUAGCACAAGUGGCUUGGAUGGAAUUGUGCUACUCGCUGAACCUUCAACGAACGCGUCAGCGCAUGGUACAGCUACAUCUACGGUGCCAUCACCAUCGUCCUGUUCAUCAUCGACAAAUCUUUCCAACUUUAAUUCAAUCACUUCCCCCUCGCCGGUAGUGCCCGAUUUGUUGUUAUCAACACCGCCAGGCUUAAAUUCUACAACAUCACUCGGCGAAUCAAAUGUAGCUAACAUCGGAGUUUAUGGUAGCUUGGGAACAAGUGCAUUUCUAACAUCUUUAACGCAGUCGUCACAAUUCUCCACAGCAGCGCAUCAAAGCAACAAUAAUAAUAUUACAAUAACCAGUAAUAACAAUAACAAAAAGGCUGAUAAACGUCCUUCCGCGUCCUUAAGUACACAACAACAACACCACAGCAAUCAUUCACAUCAUCAUUACCAGCACCACUACCAACAAUCAUCAACAACAACGCAUCUUCAUCCACCUCAGCAUUUGUUAAGUACAUCAUCGCCCUUGGCUGGUGCGCUGUCAUCGUCUGCAUCGCCUACCUCCUCGCCUAGCAAACGGCAAAAAAUUUCAAAAGAAUCAACAAGCCGAUCAUCACCAUCAACAUCGUCCGCGCGUAAUUCUGGUAGCAAGCGCGACAGUAGCUCGUCGGCGGCAUGUGCAUCUGGUAGCACAACAUCAUCUAGUUCAGGUGGCGCAUCAUCAUCGCCGUCAUCUAAGUUCUUUAACAUUCACGACAAAAUACGCGAAAACUAUCUACAAUUGUUGGCUAAUGAUUUAAACUCAUUCACGGAAACUGGGCUCAAACAGCGUUCGCGUGCUUUUGUUCUGGAGCGUUUGGUAGAAAGUGAAAAACUGAAUACAAUUGUUGUAAACCUAUACCCGGGCAAUAAAGGAUACUCAUUAGCGUUACACUAUGACGAUCGGCAAUUGUUAACGCCUAAUGGCGAAUUUGUGCAUGCAGGUGAUGGGUCGGGUACUGGUGGCGCGGAGAGCAUACAAGCAGGUACGAGUGGCACUUCUUCCGCAACCACCUAUAGAGGUGCUUCUAGUCGUAGCAUUGGCAGUGGUAGUGGUAGUAGUAGCAGCAGCAGUAAACUAAGUUUCGCCGCUAUACCGCCUGAUUUAAAAGGCGCCGGUAAUGACUAUGAAAAUGCCUCCGACUUGAAGCUCAAAGUUGCAGGCGGCAGAGCCGAUGAACAUGGCUUACAACAACAUCAACAACAUGAGUACCCACUGAUCGAAGUACUGCGUUGGCCCUACGAAAAUGAUCAAUUGCUACAGUGCAUUGAUCGUGAGGUAAUACCGGACUUUCUUGUUGACAUGUUGAAUGCGCCCAGCCUCACAUUGAACGCUUCGCACGAUGACAGCGAAGCUGCACGUACCUACGUUAAGCCGAAUGUCUUCUACGCUGGCUGUGUAAUUGCGCAAAUACGCGAUUUUCGACAAACAUUCGCUAUUUCGACGAAUAUCUGUGAUACGAAACACGUCCUUCUGCGGCCCACAAAUGCCACCAUAUUUGCUGAUGUGCAGCACUUGGCCAGCACAACGAAUCUGAACAUUAAUCCAACGACAUCGGCAUCAGCUGCGGCAGCAGCGAUUUGUGGUGCAGAGGAUAAAUUACAACUGGAAAGUCAGUUAGUGCUAGCCACUGCGGAACCGUUGUGUUUGGAUCCCGAUCCUAAUAUCGGUCGUUUUGCCAUCAAUGCACAGAAUGCGCGACAACUGUUCAAUACGCAUGAGUUGCGACGUCAAAUGAAAAAGUACACGCAAAUUUCAAUAAAUCGAAAACGAAAAUUGGAUCAGUUUACUCAUCAUUACGGACUUGAGUUAUGUGACUACUUGACACGACUGCGCGCACGGCCACGUACAAGUAGCCUGGUGAACGCUAAUGCCGCCGCGGCCACAGCGCCUAGCAGCAAUCCCCUGGUGAGUGCAAUGCUCACUUCGUUCUCGUCGAAAGUACCACGUCGACCGCGUGACGUCAUACGACCGAUACGUCCGCCACGGCUGGAAUAUCCAUCGAAUCUGAAAGUACCCGAGCAGCUUAUAAGUGUGGAAAAGUAUGCUAAGACGUAUGAGCGGCCACGUGAAACCACAGACUGCCAGCCGCAAUUGAUCGAAGAGUACGUGUUGGAAACUGAACGUGAAGAAAAUGCUGGGCGACGUGUGAUCUAUCACAUAAAACUUUCCAUUUUUCAACGACCCUCGAAUUCUGAGUACCUGGGUGAGCUAUAUGUCGAUCGCGAUUACCGUGAGGGUGAACGCAAUGGUGAGUCUUGUCGCUUUUCGUUGGGCACACGCAUACAUGCGAAUCGAUACAUACAGCAAUUCACCGAGAUUUUCACCGAAGAGGGACGCAAAGCAGUUAAAAUCACGCACUUGGUGCCGGGUCAUUUGCCCAAGGUAACACACACAGGCAUCACACCGGAACAGCGACAGGCCUUGCUGAUGCAACAACGACAGGCGGCACUAUUAGCAGCACAACAACAACAGCAGCAACAACAACAGCAUGUGCAACAUGCUACGACCUCGGCGGGUAAUGCUCAGCAUGUUACUGUUGCAGCAGUGGCUAGUGGAAGCACCACAGCCAGCCAACACCAACAACCGCCGCAACAGCAACACGUUGUGUUGGUCGGACCGAAUGGCCAGCAACAGCACAUAUUGCCCGCCACCGUACAACACAUAGGCACUGUUGGACAUCAACAACAAGUUGCGCAAACUGUUUGCGCCGUUGGCGGGGGCGUGCAGCAGCAGCAACAACAACAACACAUUGCCAUAACGCCAACAGGCGGUAAUUUGACGAAGAAUAUCAACAUUGUCGGGUUAACUGCCAGUAAUGCGGCUGCUGUACAACAAGUAUUGCGCCAACAACAACUACAACAGCAGCAACAACAACACCAACAAAUUACAACACAAUUUAUAGAUGCGAACGGCACAACGAUGCACAUACAGUCGAGCGGCGGCAAUGUCAGUAGCGGUAGUGCGGGCAUUAUUCAUGCGCAACAGCAGCAGCAGCAACAACAACAGCAGCCAGCGCAACACAUCCAACUACAUUCGGUUGCAGGUGGCAAUACUCAUACGACAACGCAGCUAAGCCUUAGCAACGGAUCAUUGGUGUUGGUGCAACAACAUCCACUUACGCAAGCGCAGCAACAACAACAGCAGCAACAAACGCAAACGCUGCAACAUGCCGGUAUUACUAUACAGCCCGCCAACUUGCAGCAACAACAACAACAACAGCAGCAGCAAAAGACUCAGGUCAUCACGGCGGCGCAAUUGAACGCCGUUACUGGCACAAAUUCAGCGUUGCGCACACAACUCAGUUCCAGCGUGCCAAUAUUGCAGGCGCAGCUCAAGGCCGCGCCAUUACUUACUGCACAACAGCAGCAGCAGAUCUUGCAUAAAACCACACAACAGCAACACAGUACUGCCAGUAGCAACAAUAGUAGCAAUUCGACGACGACGACAUUACACACAAAUCCUGCGAUAAAUGCAAUCUUCACCAAUAUCAUGAAUAGCGCCAAUCAAUUCCAACAACAGAAGCAACAGCAGCAACAACAACAACAACAGUUGCAGCAGAACUCCAACAAUAAUAGCGGUGGUGUCAGCAACCCUAAUGUGAAAAAUAGCAGUAACGCCUCCAUACGCAGCUUAUUGAAUAGCGCACCUGCCGCUAUGACAAGUACACCAGUGGCCAGCGGCACUUUUACCACUUCGACCGGCCAACAUCAGACCGUCACACAGGUGCAACACACAUCUUCAACGCCUCAGCAGCAACAACACCAGCAGCAGCAACAGCAAACAAUUGUGAGCGGUGAAAACUUUGUCCAGGUGACAACACAGCCAGCCACUGUUUCGGCGGCGACAACAGUGCAGCAACGUAAGCAGACCAACAACGAAGUGCUGCAGAAUCUCCUUAAUCCUAAUCGAAAAUUUAAUAUCGUCACCAGCGGUGGCAAUAUUGUGACUGCCAGUGCAGGAGGCACAACCUUCCGUACUGCAGCGGGCAAUUUGGUUGCUGUCAAUCUGAACCAAGCAGCCCAACAUCAAAACCAAGGCCAGGACGGCCAGCAGAUGCAACAGCAAACGACUGGCACCCAGGCACAUCAGACGGUGCGCGUGUCAAUGUCGGCACUCGCCUCACAAUUAGCUUCACCGCCAGCGAUUAUGACGAAUCCAAAUGCGCCCAACUUUGGUUACACAGUGAGUGCGCUGGGUGCUGGUGGCGGCGGCGCCACGGUGAAUACUGUAAGCAGCGUGAGCGGUGCAUCUGGGGGCAGCAUAAAAAUACUCAAUAGUGGCGCGCAGCAACAACGAGUUGCGUUGGCAAAUGCAUUACGACGAGACUCUAGCAACACAGGUGCCCCACCGAAUGCUAUUGUUGUUGGCGUGGCCGCACCAUCACCUGGUAGUGACUCGAAUGCGUCAAAUGCCAGUGGCUUUGCGGUGCCGCAGCCAACCAGUACCACAAAUUCAGUUGGCACCGCAACCAGCUUGACACUGCUAGGUGCGGCAACGCCGUCGCCUUCCGGCUCCGAUCAUUCACAGUCGUCAUCACAAACGCAGAAUCAAGUACUGCUUGAGCGCCUUCACAACAGUAGUGGAACUGCUGCGACUGCGAUGCCAAAUAUGUCUCCCCAACAACAACAACAAGCGCACGUGCACACACAAUACCUAGCGAAAACGUUGGUGCAAUCGCCAGCUGCUGCCACAUCCAUACACUCACCCAUGUCUAGUCCACAUCCACAGCCAUCGCCCUCACCACAGCAUCACCACCAGCAUCAGCAACAACAACAGCAAUCAACUGCCUCCAACACGACGACUACGCUGAAUUUACAGGGUAUUAAUCUCUUGCAAGGCGCCAUAGCUAAUUUUCCUGGACUGCAGAAUGUGCAAGUGCAAAUACCGGGCUUGGCUCAGCCGCUUUCGUUGCAGCUGCAGGCCGCUGUGCAACAGCAGCAUGGCCAAUCACAACAACAGCAGCAGGCGCAAUCUAACGCUGCCACUGUCUCGUGCGUGCUUAGCGGCGGCGGUGGUGCGGGUGGUGCUACAGUAAGUAACAGCAAUGCUGCGGCCGGUGUGGUCGGUAGCAGUGGCGUAGUUGGUCAACAGCCACAUUUGCAACAACGUAGUUUAUUGGUAUCAGUUCCUGUCUCAACACACAGCCAACAGCAGCAACACCAGUCGUCGCAACAGCAUACAAUAACGCUGCAAGCGGCAACGGGGACGCAGCAAACCCAAAAUCAUGUGCAACAUGUACCACCAACAGGUACGAUUGUGAAUCUACCUAGUGGCGGUACGGCGACCACUGCCGGUACACAAACUGUGAUGCUAACGAAUACCGGCGCGGGUGGUGCUGGAACCGGUGGUGCUGGUGUCGGCAAUGCAGGAAAUGCAGCAGGCGGUGGCGGUGCUACAGCAACAAUGCUAACAUUGCCAAUUGCUCAAUUUGUUGGUCCCGGUGUACAAAAACUAAAUCCUCAAACAAUCCGUACCUCAAGUGGUGGUGGUGGUGGUGUUGCAGGUGGCAGCAUUGUAAUACAACAGCAACAACAGACGCCACAACAGCAGCAGCAGCAGCAAGUGACGCAACAGCAUCAGCAACAGGGCCAUCAAUCGCAACAACAACAACAACAAACUACUACGACAAUAAAUGUGAGUGGAGUUGCCGCGGGCAGUGGCGGUAGCGGCGGCGGCAUUGUCAGUAGUGGUCAACAGACAGCAAUUCAAUUGGUGGGCACCAUACAGCAACGUCCACGCAACAUACAAGUUGUCGGUACGAAACAAUUGAGCGGCGCACAAAGGCAAUUAAUUGCGACGCAACGCAAUAUUGGCAGUUCGACGUUGAAAAUCGCCGCGACCCCAAUUAAUGCAUCGAAUGCAAACACAAUUACAACAACAACUAAUUUAACUGCCACACCCAUUGUGAUGUCGACGCAAAAAUUGCAAUUAAAGACGAUAAAAACGCCACAGCAGCAGCAACAACAACAACAACAUGCACGUAUAAUAAAUCAAGUGACGGCGACAUCUACAUCCCAAACGCAAACGCCACAUCAAGCGCAGCAGCAGCAACAACAGCAAACGGUUAUUAUAGGGCAGCAUGUAGCCACAGCGCAAGCGGCACAGCAGGCGCAACAACAACAACAACACAUACAACUUGCAGGACGCACCGUAACAACAACGGGUAAUGCCAAUCUAAAUCAACAACUUAUUUCGGCAAUAGCCAAGGCAGCUAAGCAGCAACAACAACAACAACAACAAGCGGCAAAUCGACGUAGAUCGGCAACAGAUGUAAAUAAAUGAAUGUCGCUGAAUAUAUAAUGUAUAUGAUUUAGUAGACAAGUAGUAAGUGGAGCAGCAGUAGCAGCAGCAGCAGCGGCGGUUGGCUGAAUUGAGUCAAAAGAGUAUAAGUGAGAGAAACUAUAUAAGCAAAGCAGUAUAAGAGAAAAGCAGAUAUUAAUAUAAUAAUAAUAAUAAUAAUAAAACAGAAAAAUUUAAGCAUAACCAAUUAUAUUGCAAGAACAAACAAGAUACGAAAGUUUAGGCUAAGGUAUUAUAUUAUACUUUACCCUAAAUAAUAUGCGUGUAAUUCCUACUUCCUCCCUUCCCCUCACUAACACAUAGCCCCAGCCCCUCCUACAUGCAUAUACAUACAUUCUAUAUGCAUGCAAACAAUAUAAUUAUCGGCUGCCAUACUUGCUAAAGCGCGCACGUCUCUCCCUUCCAACACAUACAGACGCACACUGUUAACGGCCACCAAUUGAUUUGAUUUAAAUUAAAUUGAUUUUUAAAAAAGUAUAAACGUUUCAGUUAACGAAUUUCACAAAAAUCUCUAGGUGGCUUAUUAAUAAUAAAGCCGGUGAAUGCAUUGGAUUGUACAUACAAUAAUUAAAGAUUAAUUGGUAAAGUAUUUGAAAUUGAUUUUUUUGCAAAAAUAAACCUAAACAAUUAUGAACAAUGGAACACAUAGACAAUUUUGAUGAAUUCUACACUACAUAAGAUCAAAACUAUUGGCGCGCGCGAAAGAACUUGGCAUAAUACAUAAUUUUAGUGAUAUAUCUUAAAACUAAAAGCGUCCAAUUGAAAGCAUGUUUAUCGAAAUUUUAUUAAAAAA
This is a messenger RNA of Rhagoletis pomonella (apple maggot), 9572 nucleotides long. RefSeq names its product protein split ends-like. The coding region runs from base 1928 to 8761 and encodes 2277 amino acids. NCBI's taxonomy places the organism in Eukaryota, Metazoa, Arthropoda, Insecta, Diptera, Tephritidae. The record is from RefSeq and is a predicted model, not a curated record. Gene Ontology annotation, molecular function: transcription coregulator activity. The transcript has 8 exons. Gene Ontology annotation, cellular component: SAGA complex. Gene Ontology annotation, biological process: regulation of transcription by RNA polymerase II.